UCUUGUGCAAUGAGAACCAAAGAAAUAAUUAUUUCAAUAAAUUUGUCAUAUUCUUAUAUCUCGUUCUGAUUAAUUGUUAGAAGUAAAUUUGAUUCAUAUAGUUUACACAUUAAUUGAAUAAAUGAAAUAGAAUUCAAGAUAGAUUUUAAAAAUACAACAAACUAUUCUGGGAAGUUUGACAAAACUAACCCAGAAAAAAGUUGACAGAAAUUUUGAUCUGUCAAAAGUACCCUCUAAUUCUGAUUAAGUUUUUGUUUAGAUGUUUCAAUUCGUCUGAAUUGGCUAUUUGUAGUUUGAUUAUACUGUCAAGUAAAAACAAAAAAUGAUUAAAUUGUUUUCACUGAAACAGCAAAAGAAGGAUGGUGAAGCUUCUCCUAGAGGAGGCCAGCAGAAAAAAGCUUCAGCUGCUCAGCUGAGGAUCACAAAAGAUAUCAAUGAACUUAAUUUACCUAAAACAUGUGCUACUGAAUUCUCAGAUCCAGACGAUUUACUAAAUUUCAGAUUAAUUAUUUGUCCAGAUGAGGGAUUUUAUAAAAAUGGUCGAUUUAUAUUCAGUUUCAAAGUAGGACCUAAUUACCCACAUGAACCUCCUAAAGUGAAAUGUGAAACCUCUGUUUAUCAUCCAAACAUUGAUCAGCAAGGAAAUGUAUGUUUGAAUAUACUAAGGGAAGAUUGGAAACCUGUCCUUACUAUCAAUAGCAUUGUAUAUGGUUUGCAAUAUUUAUUCCUUGAGCCAAACCCAGAAGAUCCCUUAAAUAAAGAAGCAGCAGAAGUAUUAUCAAAUAAUAGAAGAGUUUUUGAAACAAAUGUUCAAAAAGCAAUGCGAGGUGGAAAUGUAGGAGGAGUAUAUUUUGAUAGAUGUCUAGCAAAGUGAUGAAAAUGAAAUGCGUGUUUUGAUGAUAACUUGCAAAUUGUCUUUUAGAAGAGGAACCUUAUUCAAGUGAACAAAAUUUCUUGACCUUUGCAUUUUGAAUAAAAAUUAUUCUGAACUGUUUAUUUAAGUGAAGUGUGUAAAAUACAGAAUUGAAAUGAUUAAAUUAGUAAGUCUAUAUAUUAGCAUUACAAUAUCUAUCUCAUAUUUAUAACAUAUACUGUUUGAUUUCUGAACCUUUAAGAAUGUCAUUUUGAGUUUAUCUUCAUCGUACUUAAACCUGAAACAAUUUAAAAAUGUUUUUCUGAAGUAGAUUUUCAAUACCACUACUUAAUUUCUUGAAUGUUUGAAAAAAUAAUUAAUGAGAUUUCUUUUUAAACAUUUGUCUCCGAUUAUAUUAUAUUGUUGAUGUGAUAUACAUAAUUUCAAUAUGAUUAUUUCGAUUAUCUCUUUUAAGGAUUUGAUAAAACUGAUGUCAUAUUUAUAGUUGAAUUUAUAUAUAUGUUCCAAAUUAACAUUGCAAGGAUUAUAAUAUUUCAAAAUUUCCAUAGUUAUAUUUUUUCUUAUGUCUGUCUUUUAUUACUUUUAUUCCAAAAUAUUUUUUUUAGGAAGAGAUCAUCCAAUUGUGGUAAUAUAUUUUCAUCAGCAGAUACAUGUUUGUGAGUUUGAAAGGGUUAAUAAAACAGUUCUCAAAUAUUGUUAUGAUUGAAGAAAGUUGCUGAUUUAACAAUAUUUUUUACUUCUCCUCUACCUCUUGUGGUUUUAAUUUUUCUUUUUGGAAAUUUUGUUUGUAAACAUAAUUUUUCAAAUUUGUCAUUAGGUAUUCUCUCAGACCUAUUUUAGGACUGAAUAUUCUCAAUUAGCAGAAGGAAAUAUUUUUUCAACGACAAAAUUUUCUUUACUUGGAUAGGUUCUCUAAUAAAAAACAAUUCAAAGUUGAUCACAAAUAUAAAUGUAUCUUUAUAAUGUUAAUGUUCCAAAGUACUAUUGUUGAAAUAAUUUGACAUAGUGAUUCUUAAUUUUUUCUGAAUAAGGUAUAAUUUUAGUAGUUUCAUCAUAUGUUUUCUAAUAUUUGCCUACUUGCUUUUUCUAAGAGAUAUUAGUACAUUGAAUCUUUGAAAACCUGAAGGCCAAUAAUGUUCAUUGAACUAAAAGAAAAAUUUAUGGUUGUCUAGUCAAACUUUUAUAUUCAGCAGCUGAGAAAUAUUCUUGAAUUAUUUCAGCUCUUUUGAUGGAAUAUAUGUUACGUUUCAAUAUUUGCUAUUCAUUUAUAAUCAAUUAAUUCUUUUCCAAUAAUUUCAGUGCUCUGAAGUAAUAUCUUAAAAGUGCAAAAUCAAUGGAAUAUAUUGAUAGAAAUACUCAACCUCAAGGAUACUGGGUAUCCGAUCAUAGUAAUUUUUUAUAUUAAUACCAAAAAAUACUUAAUUAUAAGUCAAAAUUUGUUGGAAAAAAAUAUUUUUGAAAGAUUUGCAUUGCUUAGAAAAUCAUAUGAUCUUAUAUUGUUUUAAUUGAUAUUGUUGGAAAAAAAAUUCACAUUUCUGUAAAUAAAACAUUACUUUUUUUUGAUUUUCUGCUACUUGUCACGUUGCUUUUCAUAUACAAGGUCUUUAUUAUAAAUGAUUGUAACAUCACA
Harmonia axyridis is the source of this 2504-nucleotide messenger RNA. It is a transcript of the gene UbcE2M, whose product is annotated as NEDD8-conjugating enzyme Ubc12. Bases 323 to 874 code for a protein of 183 amino acids. NCBI's taxonomy places the organism in Eukaryota, Metazoa, Arthropoda, Insecta, Coleoptera, Coccinellidae. The transcript is spliced from 3 exons. The record is from RefSeq and is a predicted model, not a curated record.